CUCUAUCCGAUCCUCCGAAGGCUUUGCGAGAGGAGAUGGUGUGAUGGAACCCAUCUGUCAAAGAGAGACGACGUUUCAUCGCGAUCUUAAGAUGUAAAAUUGCAAAAGCCUAACUAUUCCAACGUGACCGCUCUUAUUGCGGUCAGUUUUGGCGGGAAAAGAUAUGACGGCCAACAACGCUAAAUUGGAUCAGAGAGAAACGCCGCCGCAGAAUAAUGCGGCUCUACAGCAGCCGCAGGAGUCUUUGGAACUUGCAGCUUCUGGUCCUGAUCAAAAAAACUGGCGGGGCAUUGGAAUAGCUCUUUUAGUCAUAGUAGUAGUAUGUGCUCUUAUAGUUGCAGCUAUAGUGCUUCUUACCCCAGGUGACAAAGGUUCAAAUGUCAAUAAAAGCAGAAUAUCUUUAGAAGAAGUAGUCAAGGGUCAAUUUAGCUAUAGAAGAUUUAAUGGUACUUGGAUAUCAGAUCAUGAGUUUGUUUUUCAAGAUGCUUAUGGUGCUAUUGGUAUUUACGAUGCUACAAAUAACUCUGAACAAGUUAUUAUGUCUAAUACGACAUUUAGACAGUAUAGCAUAUCUCAGUACUCACUCUCAGCUGACAGACAGUACCUUCUUUUAUCUCAUAAAUAUGAAAGGAUUUUUAGACAUACAUACAAAGCAGCUUUCCUGUUAUAUAACAUCACUAAUGAUUAUUUAGCUCCUCUUUUCCCUAAAACUCCAGAGUUAAUCUUGCAGUAUGCUGCUUGGGGACCAACUGGUAAUCAACUAGUUUAUGUUCUGGAUAAUGAUGUUUAUUACAUGUCAGAUGUUAAUGCUAAACCUCGUCAAUUAACUAAAACUGGAAUUGAUGGCAUCAUAUUUAAUGGCAUUCCUGAUUGGGUUUAUGAGGAAGAAAUUCUAAGCAGCAGUAAUGCAAUCUGGUGGUCAAAAGAUGGAAAGAAACUUAGCUUUGCUAGUUUCAAUGACACAGAUGUAGACAUAUUGCAGUAUCCUCAUUAUGGCUCUUAUAGUGAUGUUAAUAAUGUGUAUCCAGAGCUUAUGAGUUUAAGGUAUCCAAAGGCUGGUAAAACUAAUCCUAAUUUUACCAUAUGGGUUGCGGAUUUAACAGCUACAAAAGACCUUACUAAAGUUCAGCCUCCUAAAGAAUAUAACAACAUGGAAUUUUAUUUUACUGAAGUUCAGUGGGCUGGAAAUGAUGUAUUAUCAGUAGUGUGGUUGAAACGAGCUCAGAAUUCUUCAAUUGUGAGCUUGUGUCAUGAAAAUGAUAGUUGGAUGUGUAAAAAGAAUUAUCAAGAAGACAGCCAUGGACAUGGAUGGGUUGAUCUGUCUACAAAAACAAUAUUUUCAGCAGAUGGUAAAAAGUAUUUUCUCAGGUUACCUGGUCCUCCAGAAGGCCAACUUGGACGUUUCAGGCAUAUUGCUGAAGUUGAUGUAAAGACUGGAUCAAAAACUUUUCUUACAAGUGGCAAGUUUGAUACUGCAUAUAUUUUGGCACAUGAUGAAAGCAAGCAUAUUUUAUAUUAUAUCACAACUCUUGAAGGCAAACCAGGUGAGAGACAUCUUUUCAGUGUAGCAGACAACAGCCAUCCUAAACCAAGGCAAACUACCUGUUUUACUUGUGAUAUCAGCCCAGAAUGUUUGUAUAAUGAUGCCAAUUUUAGCCCGAAUUUGACAUACUAUAUUCUAGAUUGUUUAGGACCUGGAAUUCCAAGAGUAGAAAUUCGUUUAACUGCGACUAACAAAAUUGUUUCUGUUUUGGACGCUAAUACGGAACUGCAAGAAUUUGUUGAAAGAAAAGCAAUGCCUGUAAUUAAAAAUCUACAUGUGCCUAUUGAUGGAAAUUAUUUUGCAAAUGUGCGUCUUUAUUUACCUCCAGUCUUAAAAGAUUAUGAAAUAACAAAAUAUCCUGUUCUGGUAGAAGUAUAUGGUGGUCCUGGAACCCAGAUGGUUACUGAGAAAUUCACAGUGAAUUGGGGUUCUUAUUUGGCCAGCAAAAAGAAUGUUGUUUAUGUCAAUAUUGAUGGAAGAGGAAGCGGUUAUCAAGGAGACAAAAUUUUGCAUGAAUUAUAUCGUCAGCUUGGUACUGUUGAAGUAUUUGACCAAAUUUCUGUAGCUAGUUACUUGAAAGAACAUCUUACUUAUAUUGAUGGUAAACGUAUGGCAAUCUUUGGUUGGUCUUAUGGUGGUUUUGCCUCAGCUUCAGCUUUAGCAGACGAGGAAACUGUCUUCAAUUGUGCUAUAUCUGUGGCCCCUGUAACUAGUUGGCUAUAUUACGAUUCUGUUUAUACUGAGCGCUAUAUGCAGAGCCCUUCACCAAAAGAUAACUUUGUAAAUUAUGAGAAGUCGGAUGUAAUGAAUAAAGCAUCUAAUUUUAAAGGAAAGAAGUAUCUCCUUGUCCAUGGCACUGCAGAUGACAAUGUUCAUUGGCAACAAUCUAUGAUGCUUGCCAAAGCUUUGACAGAUGCAGGAGUGAUAUACCGCAUGCAGGUUUAUCCAGAUGAAAAUCAUGGACUUGGGCAUGUUAAAUUACAUCUUUACCAGACUAUGGAUGAUUUCUUAAAUCAUUGUUAUAAUGAAAACCUUAAAGAAGAUUCAUCAGUUUUACAAUCUGCAUCAUCUGAUUCUGACCGAUAAGUUUGGAAAUAGCAUCUCUUUUCCUGCCAAGGGCUUUCAUCGUCAUAUUUUGUACACAGUUCAUCAUUCAGUUAGGAUUCCAUCGUGUUGCUGUACACAAAUAGUGGCUUCAUUUGUGGUGCAUUAAGUAAUCAUAUUUUUAUUGUAAAAGUGAAAAACAUUUCCUUGAAUCAAACAUAUAUGUAAAUGUAGUUAGAUACAUUGCUGUGUACAAUUCUUCCCUAAUUCUGUGCAUAAGUUGCAGAUAAAUAUUAAAACAUUUUCAAAAAUAAAUGUUUCAAAAAUGCUGAUUAUAUACUGGUGUAUUGUCUUGAUAAAAUGCUGUUUGUAUUUGCAACCAUAAAUAUAAAAGUGCAAUGUGUUUUUACUAAGAAAAAAAUAUUACAUGGCUAUUUUUAAAGAAUAUAUUUCACUAUGAACAGAUAUGCACGCUAAAUGUGAACAUGUGGCUAAUCUUUUCAGUUUAAACUUUUCAAAUCUAAACUUUUCAGUUUAAAUUUGAAAAAUUUGUCUGCUUGGGACAUUUGCUUGGCAGGUUGUAAAAGCUGCCUACUCAGGAAACUGAGACACUUAACGUAUAAUUUUUUAAUAUUUUGUUUUAAACAUUUCAAUCUAACUUUUAAUUAGAGUCAUCUGGAGAAUUUAAAAUAUCAAUAAAAAGGAAUAGAAAUUUAAAUUUUUACACCAAGAAUAUAAGAUUUAUUCAGAUAAUUUCCAGUUAAAUUAGAUUAUAAUUCAACAUAUAUAUAUAUAUAUAUAUAUAUAUAUAUAUAUAUAUGCUGGUUCUCAGAAUGUAUUUAAAAGAGAGCUUUUAGAUAUUUUGUUUGUAUGACAUUUUUAAAAAUAUAUAAGAUUUUAUAGCAAUUUGAUUUGUUUGAUGUAAAAAUAAGUAAAAUACUAUUUUAUAUACCUAACCUCUGAUUUAGUCAUGCUUUAAUAAUCUCAAAUUUUCCUUGGUACGAUAAAUACUUCUCAUUGAAUUAUCUGUUCAAGUAAAUGUUCCACACUUGUGCAUUUGUCUUAUGAGCAAUUCAUAAUAAUACUAAAAAUAAAAUGAUUUUAAUAUCAUUAUCUUUUAUGACAGUAAUGAUAUAAAAAAAAUUUUCAACACUAAUUGAUAACCUAAAUUUAAAACUAAUUACUCUGAUUAUUCUUAUAAAAGUAGAUUCUUUCAUGUUAAUAUGCAUGUUUGAUGUGCUUUUUACUAAUGCUUGUUAAAUAACUAAAGGUUAUUUUUUAUAACAUUUAUAUGUUGAAGUGAUUUUUAACUUCUAUAUCCUGAUGGGUACUUAACAUUUUAUCAGCUUAGAUGAUAAAUUCAUUAACUGAUAUUUGCACGUUUUGUUUGGAAUAAUAGUUCUUGCAGUAAAAUAUGUUGUGGGUCAUUUUAAUUCUUAGGAUACUUUUUUCAUAGACGAUAAAAUGUUUAGUAAUCUUAGUUUUUGAUUUAAAAAUGGUUAAUUAUUUUUAUAAAUAUGUUGCAAAAUUUAUUGUCCUCAAUGAGUGUCUGUUCUAAAUUGAUAAUUUGCAGCUUUCAAAUUUGAAUCGACCAUUAUUAAAAUUAUAAAUGCAUCAUGCUGGUCAUAAAUAUUUUUUAUGAAUAUUUCAUUAUUUCUGCAUCAGUUACAUCUGUAGGUUCUUCAAGGAAAAAUUAAUUUUAUAUUUAUAAAAAUAUAAAAAUUCUAUUAUUAAACUUAAAUAAAUAUCUAUUUAGAAUAAAUUUAACACAUUUUUAUAGUUUUCUAUUUUUUUUAUUGUAUAUGAUUACUAUUAAGUUAAAAGUGUUAUUGAUAAAAAAAAUUUUGUGCUCUCCUAUUUCUGAAUUCAUGCAAUUUUUUUUCUUCUGAAAAUUUGGUGACGGAUAUAUAUGCACAUGUUUUAAAUAUUUUGUGUGCAAUAACUAACUAGUCUUAAGUAGGUACUGAUAUGCAGAAUUUGAUUAUAUUUUUAUGUUUGUGAUAUUAAGGUUUCAUUUCAUGUAGUUCUAUAUUCCUACAUUAAUAUAUAUAUAUAUAUAAUAUAUUUCUGGGACACAGUCAUGAUUACAAAUAUUUCAUAUACUGAUUUAAGAAAAAUUGAACAAAUAGAUUCGAUAUACAAAUUAAGUUUUUAAAUACAGUUCAUAUUUUUAAUCACUUCUUCAUCAGUUAACUAUUUGCUAAUAAUGAGUUCCUGUCCAUUAGGACUAAACGUUUUAGAAUUAUAUAUAUUUUGUAUUAAUUUUAUUAUUAUUUUUUUAGUUAAUUUUCUCAUACACAAUAAUAAAUAUUUGAUGUCGCACAUUAUUUGAUCUAUUCAGCGAUCAAUUUUUAAAAAAUUCUUAAAAUAAAUUAUGAUUAACCAAAUACCGUCAUGAAAGGAUAUAUGUUUUAGAAAUUUUUCUAAUCAAUGGAUACAUUUGCAAAGAAUACGUGAUUGAAUUUUAGUUAUAUAUGUAAAUUAUAAUUUUAAAUAAUGUAAAAAUUGAUUAAAUUGUAUUUUUAUAUGUAUAUUUCUUGAAGAACUCAAGGGAAACAUUAUCUUUGGAUGCUUUUAUUGUUAUGGUAAUAAUUAAACAUUUUAUUAAAAUUUAAUUAUCUUGUUACACAUUUAUUACAUGUUUUCCAAUAAUUUUAUGAAAAUAGAGUAUUGAUUACAAUUUAUAUUUUAAGUUCAAUUAAAUGGUGUAAGAUUGUUCUGUAAAUACUAUGUAAUUAUUGGAAUCUAGCAAUUUCUUUAUAUUUUUGUGAGAAGAAAUUAUAUGUUAUGUAAUUAAUUGUGAACAUUUUUUUAUAUAUUUAUAUUGCUCCUCAUAUAGUGUCAUUAUAAUAAUCAAGGAAGAUAAAUAUAUUAAAUAUGUGCAUUUUAUUCCCACUUGUUUGCUUAGUCACUUUUAUAAAAUGUAAAUGCACUAUGAAAUAAGAAUAUGGUGCUUAAGUAAAUAAUGAAACAAAUUUAGUUGUUUAAGUUUUCAUUUAUAGUUAUUUGGUACCUAAUGACAGUGCAUGAAAUUAAUUUUUAGGCAACUUAUGUAAUUCUAUAUCGUUUACAACAGGUAGUGCAAUGUAUAUUUCUUUUAUGUGAGUGUGCAAUUACUUAAUUGCUUUUUAAAAAUAUAUAGAUGUUGAAAUGGAUGUGCAAUUUUAUAAUCCUCAGAAAAAUUUAAAGUAUAGAUGUUUUGUUCCUUUGAGAGGGAGAAAAAUGUAUAUUCAUGUUAUCUGUCAAAAAGUAUGUAAAUAAAUCCCUUUUUGUGUACUUUAAA
Molecule: messenger RNA, 5870 nt
Organism: Argiope bruennichi
Lineage: Eukaryota; Metazoa; Arthropoda; Arachnida; Araneae; Araneidae
Product: inactive dipeptidyl peptidase 10-like
Exons: 21
Coding region: 164-2629 (821 amino acids)
Biological process (GO): proteolysis
Molecular function (GO): dipeptidyl-peptidase activity; serine-type peptidase activity
Source: RefSeq, a predicted model, not a curated record